Messenger RNA from Megalobrama amblycephala (Wuchang bream), 2973 nucleotides. It is a transcript of the gene cdc25b, whose product is annotated as cell division cycle 25B. The transcript has 15 exons. Gene Ontology annotation, cellular component: cytoplasm; nucleus. The coding region runs from base 306 to 2000 and encodes 564 amino acids. Gene Ontology annotation, molecular function: protein tyrosine phosphatase activity. The record is from RefSeq and is a predicted model, not a curated record. Lineage: Eukaryota; Metazoa; Chordata; Actinopteri; Cypriniformes; Xenocyprididae. Gene Ontology annotation, biological process: positive regulation of G2/M transition of mitotic cell cycle; protein dephosphorylation; G2/M transition of mitotic cell cycle.
CAUUCAGCACUCUUCCUCAGCAGAGCUUAGAAAGGUCAGAGAGAGUGCGAGUGAAUCGACAGCUCUCUGACAAGAAAGAUAUAAGAAGAUGGACUUUUAAAACCCCCUUUUACCGUGUCUUGUGUAAUCUGGCGUCGUUAUUAUGCAGCAUUCUGUUUCUUUCAACCCUAAAUAAUAUCAAUUUAAGCCCCUGCCCGGGUUGCUGAGCGUUUGCUAACUUGGCUUAACCCUGCCUUUGUCGUCUUGAUCGCGCCUGACUGGAUCAUAUUUUCAAGAAGCUCCUGACGAUCCGCGUCCCUUCAGAAAUGGAUUUUGAUAUUGUUCCAGGCGACAUCAGCCCUGUAAAUGAUCCGUUCAGCACCGGGCCCGAAUCAGUCCUCCGACCUCCGCGGUUCUCCUUGCCCGAGGUCGGGGCGAGGGGCUCCCCCUGCGUGAAGAACCUGGCCUCCCCCGGACCCAUGGCAGUGCUGUCUCCCGUCACUAACCUGGCUCUAAACAUGAAUAAUCUCGCUGUUCUUGGAGGUCAAUGUGAAACACCAAAGCGGAAGAAAAACUUGCCCCUCCUGAAGAUCCCUUCCUUCGCCUCUGAUGCCUCCUCUGAUGCAGGUCUUGGGCUAGAUUCUCCCAGCCCUUUGGACUCUCUGGAUGCUGAGCAGAAGUUUGAGAAGGCCAUGCAGGAUGCCACACGAGCAGUUAAUGAAAAAAUGCCCAUACGCAGGAUACACUCUUUGCCACUGCCGUUUUUGGGUCACAGUCCUAAUUUAAAGACUAAAGAAUUGGAUCCCUCGCGCUAUGGAGUGUGGACUCGUGCACAUGGCUGCGAAAACAAAGAGAACCUGGCUGAGGAGAAUUUUGAGUUCAAGAAGCCUUCCAUGCCUGCAUCACGCUGUCGUACGCGAUCCACUGGGGGUGCCAAGGAUGCUUUUGCCUGCCGACCCAACUCUGCUCCUGCUUUAAUGCUUUCCCCUACACCAUCCUUUCAACCUGACUCUUCAGAUGAGAGCAGUCCCUUCAUAUUGCGCCGCCCUUCUCUCUCCUGUCUACAUGAUGAUGACGAUGAUGGCUUCUUGGAGGAGUUUGAUGAUAUGGAGAAUGACUCUGAGGUUCCUCUUGGAAUGGACAGUCUCCUCACAGCUCCUCUGGUGGCCAAACAAAGUACUGACAAUACUGAUUCGCCUGUUAUUCGCUGCCGUCCACGUGGGCUGUUCCGAUCUCCCUCUAUGCCUUGCCCGGGAGGGCGUGUCCCACUAAAGAGACCAGAGAGGCCACAAGAUGAGAACACGCCUGUCAGAGUGAAGAGGAGGCGGAGCCUUGCAGGGACACAAGUUGCACUCACAGAACAUGAGGAUGUUAUACCUCAUCAGGUUCAAAGAUCCAAGUCGUUUAAUCACACACAGAUUGAAAGAAUGUUGGAUACAGAUCCUAGUAAUGUGAUUGGAGAUUUCACCAAGGCUCCUGCACUACCCACAGUAGAAGGAAAACACCAAGAAUUGAAAUACAUCACUCCAGAGAUUAUGGUUAAAGCAAUGAGCGGACAAUACCGCGAUCUGGUGGAGAGGCUGUUUGUCAUCGACUGCCGUUAUCCAUAUGAAUAUGAGGGUGGCCAUAUUAAGGGUGCUCUUAACCUCCAUCAAGAGGAUCAAAUUGAAGACUACUUUUUACGGAGUCCUAUUCUCCCAGAAUGCCCAGAGAAGCGUGUCCUGCUGGUUUUCCACUGUGAAUUUUCAUCUGAACGCGGCCCGCGGAUGUGCCGCUUCGUUCGUGAAAGAGAUCGAGUUUUGAAUGAGUACCCCAACCUCCAUUACCCUGAACUAUAUAUCCUGAAGGGAGGCUACAAAGACUUUUUCCCACUUCACAAGUCGGUGUGUGAACCUCAGUCUUAUAGGCCAAUGCAUCAUGAAGACUAUAAAGAAGACCUGAGAAAGUUCCGCCUUAAGAGCCGCACCUGGGCUGGAGAACGCAGCAAGAGAGACAUGUACAGCCGUCUCAAAAAACUUUGAGACUCGUGUGCUCACAAUCCCUCAUGAUUCUACUGCCUUUACUUGCUCAAAUGCUGCCCUCACACAUGAGACAUGGCAGAGACCUGAAGAGGUGUGCUUGAUGGGACUUUUUGUGAAAGCGUUUGGUAUUGAUUUAGUACCACAAACUCAAAUGAGGCCGAGUGGCUACUAUGUAUCUCCGCCUGGUUUGGUUUGAUAAACUGCCAUUAUUCCCUACCUUCAUCUCCCUUUAGAAGCACACGGCUACAUGUCACUGCCAUGUAUUACACAUACACCUUUUAACUAACCUGUAUUUUUAUGCUCCCACUGGCCUGUCCUAACUUGUAUGUGAAAUUCAAUUAUUGACCCUUUUAACUUUCUUUUCCCCCUUCCUCAUGAGCACUUUUUAAAGUUGUUGUGGUGAAUAAGUGCUUUAUGCGUUCAUUUUGCCCCCUCUUUCUCACAUUUGGUCAGUUGCCCAAUGAUAUAGCUUUGAUUAGAGCAGUGGAACCAGUUAAUAUUACAUUUAUUGUAUAAAUUGGUUUACGUAUUCUGAAUAUCACAAUUAUGUAUAUUCUCAUAUCACAGAAUAAUGAUUUUAAUUAUUUUUACCCCUAUAUUUUGAGAAAUAUGGUCACCAGAGAGCUUUACAUAUUGUUUUGACUGUCCAGAUUUGAGUUUUUGUUUGGAAUAUUUCUUUUUUUUUUUUUCUCUCUAUUGACUGACAGCUUUAACUCAGGGGAAGAAUCCUGGCUUUUGCUGCUGGUCAGCAAGUGAUGACCACAACAGUGUUCACCAAAAUGUUCUGAAACAAGAUUUUAGUUCUAUUUGUCCAUAAACCAGUGACAGUUGAGUUACAAUUCUCACUCCCAUGCGUGUGUGUUUUGUAAAUUUUAUCUUCCCGAGUGUUUUAUAUUGGUUAUGUGUGACUGAGAGGCUGGUUUAUGUAUUCAUGAAUAAACUUGGAGUUUGGGGUAUUAACUCUUUGCUGAAA